AUGACCCGGAGCGUCUCGACGAAACAUGUCCUACACUCAGAAAUCCUCUCAGUCACCUCGACCAUGCGCAAGAACUCGCGAUGGGCAUCCACGGCCCAUUUCAUGAGUUCCAGAGACUCGGCAUUGGGCACCAAUCUCGGGCUCCGAAUAUCAAGUCCCUCGCAUCCCGUACAGCCGACAAGGACCACGAGCAGGGAGGGGGACUUGAUGGCAGGGUUUCAGGAGUUGAAACGGACCAUCAGCGAGGUCGAAAGUAUCGACACCAUACCUCUCCCAACACUCCUGGCGCCAUUCUUCGCCAUCAUACGCUCGCCACUAUCUACUGGCCCCAUAACCUCCUCUGCACUGCACUCCCUCCACCAUUUCUUUGUAUGUGGGCUCAUCUCCCCCGAUGCCGUGUCGUUGGACACGGCUCUCGUCGAGCUCAGCAGCGCCGUCUCGCACUGCAAGUUCGAAGCAAGCGACUCGUCUGGAGACGAAGUCGUUCUGCUUCGAAUCAUGACUGUCAUCCACGAUUGCUUGUGCGGAUCAGUUGGGCAGCUGCUUGGCGACGUUGAGGUCUGCGAAAUGCUGGAAACGGUGCUCACGACUUGUUGUCAAAUGCGUCUCAGUGAAAUCCUGCGGCGAUGUGCCGAGAAUACGAUGCACGGACUGGUCAAGGCGGUGUUCUCGCGCUUAACCACAUUGGAUCCGAUAGCAGAAGAGGAAAAGCUGCGUGAAAGCGAAGAGGAGGCUGGAGAAGGCGAAAUCCGUAUGAACGUAUCCACGAAGGACGCGUUAACUGAUGAAUUACCAGAAGCCGAGUCCGCCCCUGACGCCGACACAGAUGUACCACCCUCAGUGGAAAAAGAAAGGGCCGCAACACCGCAGCCAGAGCCAGAACCAGAGCCAUUGCGCACUCCUACCUCGUCUCCCAGACCUGCAUAUGGCCUCCCUUCGAUCCUGGAACUCCUCCGCGUGCUUAUCAACGUCCUCGACCCACAUGAUCAGCAGCACACCGACUCCACGCGCCUCGUCGCCCUCGGCGCCCUCAACAUCGCCUUCGAAGAAUCUGGUUCCGCCCUCAUCCUCUUCCCAUCCCUGGAGGCCCUCGUCGUUGACUCCGGGUGCAAGUAUAUGUUCCAGCUCGCGCGCUCUGACAACCCACAUGUAUUGCAGGCGGCGUUGAGAACGGUCGCGACUGUGUUCGAGACGAUGCGCCCACGGCUGAAGCUGCAGCUGGAGUUGUUUUUGGCGUUUACGAUUGACAGGCUGGCUCCCGCGCCAGCGACGAAUAAAGCUCAAACAGCACUUUCGAUAUCGAAGAAGUCAGGAAUACCGAACUCGCCGCAUCCCUCGACGCCGACACUUGGCGGGUCGUUAGAACCCGAAUCGGGAGAGGGCGCGGCGACGCCGACACGCGUGCUCGUCGCCCCCGCCCGCGGAGAAACGCGCGAUCAGAUCCUCGAGACGCUUAGCCAGCUCGCGCGCAAACCGGGCUUCAUGGUCGAUCUGUAUACGAACUAUGACUGCGAUGUGAACUGCGAGAAUAUGUUCGAGCGGCUGAUCGAGUUUUUGACCAAGAGUGUUUAUUCGUCGCAGUAUGCGGGAGGUGCAAUAGAUGUGCGGCAGAGGAAUGCGCAGUAUCUGUGCUUGGAUCUGCUACUUGCGUUCGUCAACGACAUGGCAGUCCGUGCCGAUGGUCAGUCAGCAACCUGGCCGAAAGAAUACCCCGAACCAUCCGCCCUUAUGGAGACGAAGUCGCGCAAGCAGCUCGUCCUCACCGGUGCUGCGCGCUUCAACGCCAAGCCGAAGACGGGGCUCGCGUUCCUCGAGGAGCACGGUCUCAUCUACGCGGAUCUGGGGCCGGAGACGACGAAGGCGCAGAGCCUAGCGCGGUUCCUGAAGGGGUGUGGACGGAUCGAUAAGAGGUUGCUGGGGGAUUUCAUCUCGAAGCCGGACAAUGUCGAUGUGCUGCAUGCGUUCAUCAGUCUGUUCGAUUUCAAGGGGAAACAUAUUGCAGAUGCUAUGCGGGAGAUGCUCGAGUCAUUCCGGUUGCCUGGAGAAGCACAGCAGAUUGCGAGGAUCACGGAGACGUUUGCGUCUAUAUAUUUCGCUGCGAAGCCAGAGGGCAUUCAGAGCGAGGAUGCCGUCUACGUCUUGGCUUACUCUGUCAUCAUGUUGAAUACCGAUCUGCAUAAUCCGCAGGUCCUCAAAAGGAUGUCGAUAGAGGAUUAUACUAGGAACCUUAGGGGGGUGAAUAACGGUGCGAACUUCGCGCCGGAAUAUCUACAAAACAUCUACGAUUCUAUCCGCAAACGGGAGAUCGUCAUGCCAGAAGAACAUACAGGCCAACUUGGCUUCGAAUAUGCGUGGAAGGAGCUCCUUGCGCGCUCACGGCAAUCCGGCGAACUGCUAAUGUGCAAUAGCGCGUUGUUCGAUGUCAACAUGUUCAAGUCGGUGUGGAAGCCCGUGAUCUCCGCGAUCGCAUACGCCUUCAUCAGCUUCGACGAUGACUACAUCAUCCAGCGUGCGAUCGCGGGCUUCCGGCAGUGCGCGACGCUCGCCGGGCGCUUCAACUUACCCGACGUGUUUGAUUUCGUGGUGGUGUCGCUGUCGCAGGCAACGAGUCUGUUGUCGGAGUCGCUGCCAGCGCAGGUGCCGAAUUACCCCGUUGUGGAGGUCGAAGGACAGGCGAUAACGGUGUCCUCAUUGUCGGUGAAGUUUGGAACGAACUUCAAAGGGCAGCUGGCGGUGGUUGUGUUGUUCAACAUCGUCAAUGGGAAUGGGAAUGCGCUUCGCGAAGGAUGGACGCAGAUAUUCGAGAUGUUCCAAAACCUGUUCUUGCACUCGCUGUUACCGACGCGGAUGCUCCAGAUGGAAGACUUCCUCGGUGGCGUUUCUAUGAUUCCUUUGCGUGGCAGUCAGCCUGCGCGACAGCAACAGCGUAACGACGGCGGUCUGCUGUCCGCGCUGUCUUCGUACCUCAUGACGCCGUAUGGCCCCUCAGACCACCAGGUCCCGGAUGCCACGGACUCAGACAUCGAGAACACGCUCUGCACGAUUGAUUGCAUUACGUCGUGUCGGCUGGAUGAGCUUUACAGUCAGAUCAUGCAACUGGACCUCGAGGCCCUCGUUGCGGCCGUUCGGUCACUGGAGGCGCUCGCCCACGAAAGGACCGUCGCCCGGUUUAAACAGGAAUCCGACGAUGGUGCUAUAGCGGUUGACGGCGAUGCCUACGCACUACCGUACGAUCCCGCUUCGGUGUUCUUGCUCGAGACCAUGGUCAGUAUUUUGUGCCAGACUCCAGAUCGGAUAGAUGAGCUCUGGCCAAUCGUCUUUGAACAUUUGUCUGCGCUGUUGUCCUCCGCGAACCACUAUAGUGUUCUACUCAUCGAGCGAGCCGUAGUGGCGCUUUUGCGAUUAUGCCUCAUCCUCGCAACGAAGCCUGCGCUCCGAGACCAGGUAUAUGUGUCGUUUGAUCUCCUUUCGGGUCUGCACGCACAUGCUGCGAACUCUGUAGCGGAACAGGUUGUCUCGGGUGUCGUCCUCGUAAUCCAAAAGCAUCCGGAUAUCGUUAGAUCACAGACGGAAUGGAACCUCAUCUUUGCUCUGCUCCGCUCCACGAUGUCGAACCCCGAAGCAUCUCGGCUCUCCUUCGAGUUUAUAAGCUCACUAGCGAGCGACGGGCCGCACCAAGUGGUCACUCCGGAUAAUUUUGCGGGGCUUGUUAUGAUAUUAGAUGAUUUCGCUACGGCUGCGGGAAAGGCCAUCGAGAACCAGCAAACAAGAGGGCGUCAAAAACAGCAGUUGACUUCGGCGCAGUCGCCUGUAAUCGAUCGCGGAUGCAAGGCGGUGGAUUCGAUGUUUGAUUUGAAGAAGUUCAUGACUGUGUUCAUCAAGACGGAUAUCCCUCAGGCCCAAGUAUGGCGGCAACAUUGUUUGCCGUUGUUGAGCUCCCUCAGUAGGCAGUCCGCCAACGCUGCGCGGGAGGUUCGGUACAGCGCCCUCAGCCAACUACAACGGCUGCUCCUGGGACCACAUUUGGUGUUGGAGAAGGCCGAUGCCGCGCAAGUCGAGGAAAUAUUCAACCGUGUGUUGUUCCCUCUCCUCGAUGAUUUGGUGAAGCCGCAGGUGAAUCAGCGCGACCCGCAGGGGAUGCCCGAGAGCCGCCUGAGGGCGUCUGCGUUCCUCUGCAAGGCCUUCAUGCACUUCGAGGUACGGGAGAGCCAGGCGAAUACAGAUAUACGGAUUGUGUGGAUACAGGUUCUGGAUUUGUUGGACCGGUUGAUGAAUGUGGAUAAAGGGGACCAUUUGAACGAGGCUGUGCCUGAAUCGCUGAAAAAUGUGCUCCUGGUGAUGAACGCUGCGAGCCUUCUGAUUCCGCCACCCCCGGGGGAGGAUUAUCGUACGGAGCGCCAGCGGACGGUAUGGACUUCGACGCACGAGCGCAUGGAGCGGUUCCUGCCAGGCUUUCUUGCAGAAAUCAUUCCUUCUUCUCGAGAGGCUGCUUCUGCGUAG
Messenger RNA from Pleurotus ostreatus (oyster mushroom), 4500 nucleotides. Its product is annotated as GDP/GTP exchange factor for ARF. The record is from RefSeq and is a predicted model, not a curated record. Gene Ontology annotation, molecular function: guanyl-nucleotide exchange factor activity. Gene Ontology annotation, biological process: regulation of ARF protein signal transduction. Bases 1 to 4500 code for a protein of 1499 amino acids. NCBI's taxonomy places the organism in Eukaryota, Fungi, Basidiomycota, Agaricomycetes, Agaricales, Pleurotaceae. The transcript is spliced from 20 exons.